AUGACACAAACAGAUCAAUUUAAGCUUCAAUUCUUCCAUUUAUAUGAUACAAUAUAUAAAUUUCGUCAUGCAAUAAUAAAUUUACUUGAACAAAACAAAUUUACAUCACUUGCUGAUCGUCUUCAAAUAAUUCAACAAUUAUCAUCUGAUAGCGAUGAUAAUAAUAAUAAUAUGACAGAGGAUUUCAUUAAAAAUUCCGAAUGCGUACUGAAAGAUACAGUUAAAGUUUUACAAACAUGUAUAACAACGCUAGUAUCUACAGUCAAUGAAUAUCAAAGAAAAGAAAAAGAAAUUAAACACGAAUUAGAACCAAUUGCAGAAACUUCUGUAGUUGAAACUCAACAAUCAUCAAUUCCUCAAGAAAAUGAAUUCACAAUUAUUGAUUUAACAACUAAAUAUGAACAUGUAACAAAAGUUUUAAAUCAAACAAAUAAAACAUAUGAAGAAAAAUUAAAUCAAAAUCAAAGUGUGAUUCAUGAUGAACAAAAAUUAAUUAAAAGUCUUCGACACGAAUUAACUCAUCUUCAAAAACGUCUAGCAAAAAUUGAAGCUGACGGAAUUAUUGAACCAAGUAUUAUGUUUACUCGUCUUGAUGCUGAACGAAAUGAAAAAACACUUCAACAAGCAGUUUAUAAAGGAAAAGUACAAGAAACAACAUACAGUGAAUUAAACGAAGCAAUGACAGAUUAUAUUAGUUUACCAUCUCAGCAAUUCAGUAAUCUUGUUAAACGAUAUAUUCAAUAUCAGAAAGCAGUGGAAAUUGAACAUCGUAUUGAAAGUUAUGCUUUUGAUAAUGAAACAAAAAAUGUCUUAGAAAAAAUGGGAUCAUUACAUGAACGACGUUCAACUCAAAUAGGAAAAUGUAUAUCAGAUAUUCGUCAACAACGUGCUAAUUUAGCAAGAACACUAACAGAAAAAUUUGAUCAUUUGGAAGAUGAAUCUAGUAUAUUUUUAAUACGCCCAAUUUUUUCAUAUCAAGGACGAACUGCUACUCAAUCUUAUAUGAAAUACGAAAAACUUCGACGAGAAGCAUUAUUAAGGGAAAAUGCAACAAAAAAACAUCAUCCUAGUCGACAAUCAUUACAAUCACAAUAUACAAGUAGUCAAAAGGUUAGAAAGCAACAAAUACCGACACAAAUAUCAUCAAUUAGCUCAUCAGAUGAUGAAGAACCACAUUUUAAUAUCGAAAAAAGUUUUGUUCUAUCUCCAGCAUUAUCAGCUGAUCAGCAGAAUAAUUCAACUGGGAGUAAUAUUGAUACUGAACAAAAGCCUAUAAAAUUAAAUGAAUUAACUCGAUUACAAGAAUUUGAUAUUCAACGAGCAUUAAUGCCAAUGACUCAUGCAAGUACAUCACUUUUAUCUGCUUUUACUAAUAAUGGAAUUGAUCCAUGUGUGCCAUCAUUGAAUUUACGUUCUUAUGUUGCUUUAUCAAGACCUGGUAUUGGUAAUGCACGAACGAGAAAACCAAGUGAAACUUUAACUCGUAUUUCAAGAGAAGGUCUUUUUACUGUAUCAGCAAAAAGUCACGAAAGAAAUCCUCGUACACCCUUCAAUUCCAGUGCUGGUGAUGUAAAACGAACAAGUCCACCUUUACCACCGAUUAAGCGAUCAUUAAUUUCAAAUAUCUCAUCUACUAUUAAUGAAAAACAAUAUGGCGGAUUUAUUUCAUCUCGUAGUACAAAUGAAGUUUCUACUACUAAUUAA
This is a messenger RNA of Rotaria sp. Silwood2, 1704 nucleotides long. The record is from the annotation of a GenBank genome assembly. NCBI's taxonomy places the organism in Eukaryota, Metazoa, Rotifera, Eurotatoria, Philodinida, Philodinidae.